ACGCUGGGAGAACCACAGAGCGUAAAAGGGCUUUUGGAAUAAUAAUUCUACGGGCACUAAUUAUUUACGGUCUAUGUUAAAAAAAUAACCUAAAAUUGUAAACUCAGACUAAAAAAUGUUCGCUGUAGACGAAAUCCUAAUACGAAACGGUAUAAUAUUCUUAAUAUGGAUAGAAUUUCUGUGGGAAACGUACUUGUCCAUAAGACAGAUCGAUAAAGCGGCGAAAACCAAGCAAGUGCCGAAUGAAUUGAAGGACAUCAUGAAAGAGGAUGAGUUUUUGAAGGCGCGCGAGUAUUCGUUGGCCAAACUUAAGUUUGGUUUCAUUAGAGACUUUCAAUCCGUAGUCGUCAACACCAUAGUAGUCCACGAGGGCUCUGCAGCGGGGAUAUGGAAUUUUUCCCAAAUCAUAAAUCCCUUUGGCGACGAAGUGUCGACGAGCUGUCUAUGGUUAAUCAUUCUGUCUUUCCUAGCGACCAUGUUAGAUCUUCCGUUGAAUAUUUAUUACACAUUCGUGUUAGAGGGUCAGUACGGUUUCAACAACCAAACAGCCUCAUUUUUUGUGUGGGAUAAAAUCAAAACGUUCUUCGUCAGCCAAGCGCUGACCACCGUCGUUUCUUGCAUAAUUAUAGUCGUCAUCAAAAACGGGGGCGACUACUUUUUUGUCUGGCUGUGGGCCAUCGUUUGCGUCAUCUCGUUAAUAUUGUUAACGAUUUAUCCCGCCGUCAUAGCGCCACUAUUUGACAAAUACACGCCCCUGCCCGAAGGCGAGCUGAGAACCGACAUAGAAGCACUAGCUUUGAGCCUGAAAUUUCCAUUGACGCAGCUGUACGUCGUGGAGGGUUCCAAAAGAUCUUCCCAUAGUAAUGCGUACUUCUAUGGCCUGUUCAAAUCCAAACGGAUCGUGCUCUUCGACACUCUAUUGGCCAAAGAAGACGGCAGCGGCUGUCAAAAUGACGAAAUCCUCGCGGUCCUCUCCCACGAACUCGGUCACUGGAGCAAAAACCACACCACCAAAAAUCUAGUCAUCAUGCAAGUCAACCUGUUCCUUUUGUUCGCCGUUUUCAAGGUCAUGUUCAAGUACCCGCUCCUCUACAGAGCGUUGGGUUUCUAUCACGUGCAUCCCGUCCUCGUCGGUUUGUUCAUCGUCCUCCAGUACAUCAUGAUGCCAUACAACGCCGUCCUCUCCUUCUUUAUGACUGUUUUGUCGAGGAGUUUCGAAUUCCAAGCCGAUGAUUUCGCGGUACGCCUGGGCAAGGGCAAGGAGCUUGAGCGAGCCCUCCUCAAACUCAACAAAGACAACUUGGGAUUCCCGGUCAACGAUUACCUUUACUCCGCGUGGCACCACUCCCACCCCCCGUUACUGGAGCGCCUCUCCGCCAUCCGCAACGCCGUAAGCAAAAAAGACUAAAGCUUUAGUAUUUCCUGGGCGCGUCAGCCGCGGCCCCGCCCCCCCUCCAAAUGUGUGGUUAUAUGUUUGGUGUUUGUAUGUUUUUGUGUGGACGAUUAAAUAAAAUAUUAGAACAAGGAGAGGUUUGAUCUUUGCAUAAA
Messenger RNA from Cylas formicarius (sweet potato weevil), 1548 nucleotides. Its product is annotated as CAAX prenyl protease 1 homolog. Lineage: Eukaryota; Metazoa; Arthropoda; Insecta; Coleoptera; Brentidae. Gene Ontology annotation, biological process: CAAX-box protein processing. Gene Ontology annotation, molecular function: metalloendopeptidase activity. The record is from RefSeq and is a predicted model, not a curated record. The coding region runs from base 116 to 1408 and encodes 430 amino acids. Gene Ontology annotation, cellular component: endoplasmic reticulum membrane. The transcript has 2 exons.